AUGAAACUGCUUCUCCCUAUUAUAAUUUGCAUCACAGCAAUCCUCUUUACUUACCCACCUAUCAAAGAGACCAUCCUCACAUACAUCAGCGCGCCAAGCGUCAAAGAAACCACCCACCCAACCAACAUAACCCUGCACCCCCCACCAAAACUCAACCCUAUAACCAAAAUGUCUGCCCCGCGCGCAAUUCGCCAAGCCUUCCUCGCAAUCGAGCAGGGCGAAGGCGCAGGCGCCCGCGUCCGCCGCUCAAUCGGAACAGCCAAACUGCGCAACUUCAGCCCCUUCCUCAUGCUCGACCACUUCACAAUCGGCAAGGGUGCCGGCUUCCCAGACCACCCCCACCGCGGCCAGGAAACAAUCACUUACCUGCUCUCCGGUGGAGUCGAUCACGAAGAUUUCGCCGGGAACAAGGGCACCAUCGGGCCUGGCGAUCUGCAAUUCAUGACUGCCGGCAGAGGUAUCAUGCAUGCGGAAAUGCCGCACGAGAACGAGGACGGAAGUCCCAAUGUCGGUAUGCAGCUGUGGGUCGAUCUACCGCAGAAGCUGAAGUUCUGUGAGCCGCGUUAUCGCGAUUUGCGCGCCACUGAGAUUCCCGUUGCCUCUGUUGAUGAGGGCAGGGUUGAGGUUAAGGUUAUCUCUGGACAGUCGCAUGGUGUGGAUUCCGUGAGGGAUCUUGCUUAUACGCCCGUUUGGAUUCUGGAUAUUACCAUCAAGCCCGGUGGUAGGAUUUCGCAACCCUUACCUCUGGGCUGGAAUUCGUUUGCCUAUACCUUGGCUGGUGAAACAGUUUUUGGUUCGAGUGAUUCUAAUCGUGUUGUGAAGGAAUUCCAUAAUGUUGAGUUUGAGCAGGCCGGUGAUUUUGUUGAACUUUCCGUUCCGGAUAAUGCGGAGAAGGAUGGUAGGAUUUUCUUGGUUGCUGGUCAGCCCCUGGAUCAGAAGGUUGUUCAGUAUGGCCCAUUUGUGUUGAACACCCAAGAGGAAGUUUACCAGGCCAUGCUUGACUAUCAGACUGCGUCUAAUGGUUUCGAGCGCACGCGCAACUGGCAGAGUGAAAUUGGGAAGCGCAUGGGUUGA
Penicillium soppii is the source of this 1074-nucleotide messenger RNA. Its product is annotated as pirin family protein. Bases 1 to 1074 code for a protein of 357 amino acids. The record is from RefSeq and is a predicted model, not a curated record. The transcript has a single exon. NCBI's taxonomy places the organism in Eukaryota, Fungi, Ascomycota, Eurotiomycetes, Eurotiales, Aspergillaceae.